This is a messenger RNA of Ictalurus furcatus (blue catfish), 5916 nucleotides long. It is a transcript of the gene fastk, whose product is annotated as Fas-activated serine/threonine kinase. Gene Ontology annotation, cellular component: mitochondrial matrix; ribonucleoprotein granule. The record is from RefSeq and is a predicted model, not a curated record. Gene Ontology annotation, biological process: regulation of mitochondrial mRNA stability; mitochondrial RNA processing. The transcript is spliced from 10 exons. Bases 545 to 3274 code for a protein of 909 amino acids. Lineage: Eukaryota; Metazoa; Chordata; Actinopteri; Siluriformes; Ictaluridae. Gene Ontology annotation, molecular function: RNA binding.
GCGGAGACCGGGGUGGCGGACUGCUGUUACCGAAGUGCAAGGAAAGCCUGGGUGUGACAUUACAGGACACAUGUCAGCUGUGUCUCCCCCGGACAGUGGACACUUGUGUAGUGGUGUUGGAGUCGGAGGUUUGGCGUUUGGUCCACGGAGCGCUUCCACACACACAGCUCCAGCCCCGGUGUGUGUUACUCCGACAGGCCGUGUUAGUGGAGCUCCUGACGCGGACAGAACAUCUCUCAGCCUGUCAGCUCCCCUCCAAACUUCAUCCCAUCCUACUCGUCUUUCUCUAAUCACUCCACAACCCGUCCCUCCGUGAGAGCUUUAUCAUGCGCGCUUUUAUUUCACCGCUUACUGUAAACACCUAGCUGCAGUUCAGUUUGUAUUUCCGGUUUGUUGGUAAACAGUGUCUCUCCGCGGCUGCAUGUAAUCUUGUAUCCCUGUCUUGUUGUGUCUCGGAUGGCUUCAGGCUCUGCACCCUUGCGCCUUGCUUUAAACUAAACAUGUAUCCAGUGUUGAUAUUUAGUGUUGAAUCACCCCAUAUACCAUGCUGGCACUGCCCUCUCGCCUUGGCCUCUUAACCUGCAGGAGAUUUUCCUUGCCUGCACAGCCUUCCCACCUUCUGGCUAAAGGUGCACUUGCCAGCAUGUAUGCCACGCGCCUGUACAGCGGUGGAGGGGGCAAGCCUGGUCGCCGCGUUGGUUUGAUGGGUGGAGGGCAAGCCAUGCUGGAGAAUCAUCACCACCCUCUCGCCCCUCAUCACCCCCACAUCCCGCCUCCUCAGAGUUUCCCUCCUCCGCUCUACCAGGGCCGUGUAGAUGCCCACCGAACCUACUACCAGCCUCAUCAGCACUACCACACCCACCCGCAGGUCCCUCACCUCCCCCCUCCACACUACCAGCCUCACGCCCACAUGCACCACAGCAAAAAGAAGACCUGGAACUUCAUUCAUGAGAAGAUGAGCUACGACACCUUCUUCACCAUGAAGCGGCUGAUCGACCGCUCGCGCAGCGUGGACGAGGUGCUCCGCUGGGUCACGCAGAACCCGGGGAAGAUCUCGCACAACCACUACCCUAUCGCCUUACAGAAAAUCGGCCAGCUCCUGGCACUCCAGCAGGCUGGAGCGUUUGGCAGUGGAGGAGGGAGCCUGGUUAGCAGUGGUGUGGCUGCAGACGGAGCGCUGUCCUCAACUCCUGCUGUAGGAUCGGGUGAUGGUGCGACUCGACAGAUUCUGGAUCACCCAGACUUCCAGACUCUCUGUGACGCCAUUGUUAACGACUGCUCCAAGUUUGACAACUUUAGCAUCGUCAACUGUCUUUACGCCGUGGCCGCACUCGGGCUGCCCAGUGACUCUCGGAUAGUGCAGGUGCUGGAGGAAGAGUCGCAGGGCCGCCUUUCGCAGUUCAACCAGAAGGACAUCUCUAUGGUGUUCAGCAGCUGCAUGAAGCUGCACCCGUCCAGCCAGCACCCGCUCAUCGAGUCGUGUCUGGCAGGCUUGGAGAAGAACAUCGAGCGCGAGCGUCACCCACAGACGCUGUUCCUGCUGCUCUCUUACUACCGCACCAAGUGGCGUGCGCAGCAGGCGGCCGACGCUGCCUCCGCCGAACAACUCGUGGUCGACCGCAAGAUCCUGCGCCUGGUCAAACACACGCUGGCCAGUGUCAGCUGCGUACGUGACCACGAGAUGACCUUACUGGAUGAGAUGCUGGCAGCGUGUGCCCGUGAGGCCAGCAACAAGAGCCUUGAGCUCAUCUUCGGCUCUCACCUCUUCUACCAGAACAGGCAGGAGAAGUUUGUGAGUAGCCUAGCUGAGGAGCUGCCUAAAAAGGUAGACAGUAUCACCCCUUACACCAUGGCUCUUAUUGCUAAGUAUAUCGCACGCCAUCGUCUCAGAGAAACACAACUACUGGACACCAUCGCAGAAUUCCUGGUCAAGAAGGGCGAGUACUUAGACAGCAAGGUGAUCCAGAAGCUCGUGUUCCCUUUCAGUCGCAUGAGUUAUCGGCCUGCUAAUGAGACUCAGUUCUUCUCUAAGCUGGAAAUGGUGCUGGAGAUGAAGGCUCUGAGCUCGCCGCUGGCUACCGUCAACAUCCUCAUGUCCCUCUUCCAACUGGGGCACUUUCCCAGCCUGGUGUUGCACCGGGUCUUCUCGCCCUCCUUUAUCAGCAACGUCACCAACAGUCCGUACGCUCUGAUCGUACGCCGCUAUCUGUCCCUGCUGGACGCCGCGGUGGAACUUGAGCACAGAGAGUACACAGGGCCUCGUCUGCAGGACUCGCACAAAGUGCUCAUGUUCGACCACGCACUCACCGCUGACGAGGUCAACCGCAAAUACAGUUAUAAAGGCCUUGUUGCCGAGGCCCUCAGGCAGCUGGUUGGAGAGCAUGGUUACAAGCAAGAUGAAGUUCUACCUCCAGGAUAUUACACGGAUUUUUUGCUGUGGAUAGACCACGCGGGCCACGUUCUUCCCAUCAGAGCAGGCUCGGCAGCGGUGUCAUUAACAGCGGACUCUUCUAUGUGCACGGUCGUGAACCCCAAAUCACAGGACGGUUCCACAUCUGUUGCUGCUCUGACUUCUGACUUCCAGAAGUUCUCUCCCUUCUCACCACCUUUAGAGGAGGGUAUCGACAAACAGCCAGAAAAUGAUUCCACCUUCCUGCCGCCCCACAUCCAGAGAGCGGGCACUAAUGGAGCGGUGCCACUGGAGUACAACACGUAUUACCAAGCUUCGGAUUACUACACCAGCCUGGCCAAGGAGCACUCUCUGGAGAGCCAGGACAGUUCAACGUUGAGCAGCCCAUCAGAGUGUCUGGCUCAAGCCGGGUCGGCUGUCCCCGGGGCCACUGCUCCACAGGACUCCCUCUUCCAGUUCUCUAUUGGAAAGAUACUGGAGGAUGAGAGUGGUGCGUCCAUCCAAGUGGGGGCCAAUUCGGGACCAGACUGCAAUAUCACACCUUUCUAUGAAGGCGUGACCUAUGAGGCAGGAGAUACCAACACGGUGACUGCUGUUCCACUCCAGCUGCACUCAGCAAAACCCUCGGAGUUGGACAGGACAACCGGGGAGCACGUUAAAAGGGUGAUCAUGUCGGUAAACGAUAAAUGGCACUACUGCCACAACUCGGAUGUGCUUGUGGGUUCCCGGGCCAUGAGAGACCGCCACCUGCAGCUGCUAGGCUACGUUAUACUACAGUUGCCAUAUCUGGAGUUGGAGAAGCUGAAUGGAAUUGAGGAAGUGAAGCAGUACCUGCACAAAAAGCUCCUGGAGGUUCCUUUAUGACGGUGGAAAAGCAGAGGCGUGUGUAUGUGUGUGUGUAAGCGUGUGUAUUAGUGUGUGUGUGUGUGUGUGUGUGUGAGCAUGUCUGCAAGCAUGUGCAACGUUCUGUUUAAACAUGCAUUGGUGUUUUAAGGAAGAAGGACUAUUUUGUGUGUGUGUGUGUGUGUGUGUGUGUGUGUGUGUGUGUGUGUGUGUGUACACACAGGAGGUGAACAGUCCUGUCUUUUAGGACAGCUUGUGGUAUCACUAAGCCAGUGGGUGGGUCUCUUAGUUCUUGACUUGGGGAAGGGUUGAUGACACCCCUCUGGGCAAAAUGUAAAAACACUGUUUCUGGAAACAAAUGUGACAGCCAGGCACUUCCUAGAACCUUCCAGAACACCCACAAGCUGUACAACUACACGACCACAUAGCCAGAGCGUGCUGAUUUUUCUGGUACGUAUUAGAAUUGAGUGCCGCUCGUAGAAGGAUACAAUCAGAUUUACCCAGAUUUACUGCCAGGUGUGAAUGCCGGGAGUCAUGGGUUAACUCUAACCCUGCCGAACAGGUACUUAUUUAACAUUUUUUAAUCGAAAUUCUGUGUCCAAAAUGACUUCCGUCGCUCUUUCCAGCUACAGUUUGGUCCAAAGGUCCGGCGCCACGUGGAAAAUCUCUCUUUAAAAACAGAAGGUUUGAGAUUUUCGAAAUAUAUCAAACAAAGGAAGUAAAACGUUCAAUAUCUUGAAUAUCGAAUACGUGCGAUUCCGCGCCAUUUCCAGGGCACUACUUAAAUGGAAGCUGACGCUGAAGCUACCGACGCGCGUGUUCGGACGACCGAUCGGAUCUGAAGCGGAUCGCGAGGCUUUGCACAAACUUGUGUGGCGUCCAUGCCAUCUCGAGUGCACGCGGUCCUUAAAGGAGGCGUACCAAAUUCGAAGAAACUCUGAAAAUGUUUAAACGCCUCUACUUUUCACUCGAGUUGUUGUCAAGAUCGUCAUUUGUAAAGAAAACUGUUGCAUUAGAUUUGAAAAUAAUGCAAAAUACAAGCUUUUUCACAAGUGCUUAGACUUUUGGACCCAACGGUACAUGAAAUCAUUCUGUUCAUAUAUAUAUAUCUCGAUAUAUAUAUAUAUAUAUAUAUAUAUAUAUAUAUAUAUAGAGGCACAUGUGUUAAGCACAGCUGUAGUUCUCAGUGGGUAAGUGAGAGUGAUUCCUGGCUGUAUUUCAACCGUUACGUUCCACAGACACCGUAUUUCAGAGCUCAGCUCACCCCGGUACAUUCGGACUAACCUUCUUACCCCUGCUUUAUAUCCAGGUUAUGCAUGUUAAUGGAGGACACACUCUCCCGCUUCUGUGAACUCAAGAUCGGGUUUUUUAUAUUUUGUCCAGAUCGAGUGUCUGUCAGUAUUUUCGAUAUUUGAUUUGCUAACACGGUUUAGACACACUAUUACUCGUUUAUAAUCUCGUCCCGCCGCUAAGAUCUCUGCAAGCGUUUUUGUUUUUUUUUUUUUUGUUUUUUUUUUAUCUCCGUUGUUGAUGAUCUGUCUCUCGUCAGCGUUUUAAACCAUUCAAGAGGGCAGGUCUGAGGGAGGAGCCAUUUCGAAAUCCGCAAAGGAGUUUCAUGGAAGAAUGUGCGAAACUUCCAGAGUGCGAAACAUCUGUGUGAGUGUAAAUUUCAGAUGCCCGCCAUUAAAGACAGCCCGGGUCGUUUCACCUGAUCGGACUGACCGUGUGCGACCACGGUUAUGAACCAAACGGGACAACGCGUCUUGUAAACCUGUGCAACGAUGGACACAACGAACGGACGGUAACCGAUAGGAGUCGGUCGGGAUCGUGACGAAUGUAUAAAGAAGAUGGAUUCUAUCGAUAGAUUUUAUUUUCUCAGAGCAAAUGAUCUAUUUUGUCAUUUAAAGGAACGCAAAGCAACGCACUCAGUGGACUGCCGGAUUCGUGAGCCGCUUAAAGAAGUCACGAUAUGUCCCCUUGUGAUGUUGGACUCAUUAGCAUAACUGUGUUCCCAUCUUUCAAGUCUGUAUUUGAAAGGGAAGCAUGUCAGCUUUUGAGACGUUUUAUUUAAAAAAAAAUAAAAAAAAUUGACAACCUUACCAUUAAAUUGGACAAAUAGAGCUGAUCGUUCUCCUCCAGUAUCACAAAUAACUCGGUAUGACCAUGUUGAGCUGUAAACACAUAAUGAGGACUAUGACGUAUGUUUCUGUUUGGACAUUGUUAUGGUUUAGUGCACAUUUCGGUAAUAAUAAUAAUAAUUUUGAUGGCAGUAAUACGGAAGCCUUGUUUUGUGUAGUUCUCAUUGUGACACUAUCGCUGUGUGCGUUGGCUUUGCUCGGUUUGUUUUUUUGGAAGAGAAAUUAUUUAUUAUGGCAAGUAUUCCUCUGAAUGUAAGAAGACUCAGUGAGUGGAUGUCUGUGUGUUGGGUAAUAGGUGGGGAAACUGGGAAUCAUUGUUUAUAUAUACAUAUUAAAAUGUCUAUAAAAUGAUUAUUUAAAAAAAAAAAAGAAGUAAAAAGCAGGAAACAAACGUCUGAUUUUUUUUUUUUUGGUGUUGUGUGUUUUUUGAUCUCAGUUCUACUAUAAUCUUCUCAAAGUGAGGUCAGUGAUUUUUAUUUUAUUUUGUUAGUUAUGGUCAAAUUAUAACCCGCCAUUUAUCAAAAU